Molecule: messenger RNA, 1263 nt
Organism: Lodderomyces jiufengensis
Lineage: Eukaryota; Fungi; Ascomycota; Pichiomycetes; Serinales; Debaryomycetaceae
Product: dihydrofolate synthase
Exons: 1
Coding region: 1-1263 (420 amino acids)
Biological process (GO): folic acid-containing compound biosynthetic process
Cellular component (GO): cytoplasm; cytosol; mitochondrion
Molecular function (GO): tetrahydrofolylpolyglutamate synthase activity; dihydrofolate synthase activity; ATP binding
Source: RefSeq, a predicted model, not a curated record
AUGCCUAUUGAUUUAGGUCUAUCGCGUAUUACUAAACUACUAUCUCAUUUAAAUAAUCCUCACCUAAAAUAUAAAUCAAUUCAUAUAGCAGGUACAAAUGGUAAAGGAUCAACGCUAGCUUAUAUUUCAUCAAUUUUAACUCAAUCUCAUAAAAUUAAAAAUGGGAAAUUUACAUCACCACAUUUAAUUGAGAUUAAUGAUUGUAUUACUAUAAAUAAUAAGAUUUAUUCCAAAUCCAAAUUUGAUAUUGUUAACAUUGACAUAUUGUCACUAAAUCAAAAAUUAAAAUUGAAUUGUACAGAGUUUGAACUUUUAACUGUUACUGCAUUCAAGAUAUUUGAAAUCGAAAAAGUUGAAUUGGCAUUAAUUGAAGUUGGAGUUGGUGGUAGAUUAGAUGCUACAAAUGUAUUGGAGAGAAUUACCGACCCAAAUGAAGGAGUUAUUGCCACUGGUAUUACAAAAAUAGGAAUGGAUCAUGAAAAACUAUUAGGUGACUCAAUUGAAGCAAUUGCUAGUGAAAAGGCAGGCAUUAUUAAAUCAAGUAUUCCAUGUUUUGUUGAUUCACUGAAUGAUUCAAAAGUUUUACAAGUCAUAAAGGAAAAAUGUAAAAGUGAAUCAUCAGAAUCGAUAAUUGUAAAACCAAAUGAAGAAACAAAUGAAUUAAUAAAAUAUAGUCCGUUAAAAGGUCAAUAUCAAAUCAAUAACUUAUCAUUAGCAAUAAGCAUAACCAACUACAUAAACACCAAAUAUUACAACAACCAGAUCACAAAGAAUCAAAUCAUUGAAGGUAUAAAAAAGACAGAUUGGCCAGGUAGAUUACAAUACAUUAACGUACCAAACAUCCACCAAAAGAUACUAUUAGACGGAGCCCAUAACGAAAGUGCAUCAAUAGAAUUAUCAAGAUACUUAGAUUCAAAUAUUCCACAACCUAAAAUAUUCAUUAUAGGAAUAACAAAAGGUAAAAAUUUAAAAUCAAUAUUAAAACAUAUUGUAAAAUCAAAUGAUAUAAUCAUUCCAACAUUAUUCAACCAACCUGAUCAAAUGCCAUGGAUUUUCCCCGAGCUGAUUCCCAAAAUUAAAAAAGCUGCUCAAGAAAUGGAAGUUCAAGUUGAGGUAGUUUCUGACCAAGCUUAUAUUAGAGAUGUUUUUGAGUAUUUGAAACAACAGAAAGAACAAAAUCUACAAAAUUUACCAAUUGUUAUUUGUGGUAGUUUGUAUUUAUGUGGUGAUGUGUUACGUUAUUUAAGAGAAUUAAAUAUAUAA